Triticum urartu is the source of this 487-nucleotide messenger RNA. The record is from RefSeq and is a predicted model, not a curated record. Lineage: Eukaryota; Viridiplantae; Streptophyta; Magnoliopsida; Poales; Poaceae.
CAUGCUCCCCGUCGAGAACUUCCUGGGCAGCAGUAUCCAUCGCAACUACGACCUGCUCCUCCGGCACCGUCUCCCCGUCCAGCACUGCAUGCUCGCCCUUCCGGGGGUCCGCCGGGAGCUGCUGGCCCGGGUCAUCUUGCACCCGCAGGCGCUGACGCAGUGUGAGCACACACUGACAAGCAUGGGCCUCAACGUCACGCACCAGGCCUUCGAAGACACGGCCAACGCCGCGGAGCACAUUGCCGCGCACAGCCUCCACGACACGGCCGCCAUCGCAUCUGUGCGCACCGGGGAGCUCUACAUGUCCAUGGUCGACAUGCGCGCCCAGAUCCUCACCGACGCCGUGCAAGAAGAUACCGGGAAGCACUUCGAGUACAUGUCCAGGGCCAACGUGGCUAGUGGUCCCGUCCUUGACACCUGCACAGCCUUGGGCAGCGGUGCGGCGAGGUCCUUGACGCUGCUGGCGCCCUCUCGUCGAACACCCUGA